AAGCAAUCAUCGAUGGGAGGUGGAACCAUGCAUGUUGACCAUCCUGCGCCUCAGUAUAGGAGCACCCUGAAUAAGUUUUCUUUAUCAUCAUCAUCAUCUUCUUCUUCUUCUUCUUCCAAUCUUAAUCCUCCAGUUUCAACUGAUAGCAGCAUGCUCUUUACACCAUACAACAGCUUAUCUUGCUGCUGCUGCUGUCACAUUCAACUUUGCAGAAAAAUGGAGAUGGGGGAUGGAAAAGAAGCCAAAACAGCAAGUGGUUGUCGCUAUAAACAUGUGUUUGAGCCGGUUCCAUCUCAAUGGGAAAUUGAGGAUGCGGUAUCAGCUCUUAAAGAUUUUAUGCAAGCAGUAUCAUCCUCAAACACAAUUCAGCAGAUUGCAGGAUCUUAUGAUUCGAGGAUAGUGCUGUCUAAGGGAUAUAUAAGACUUUAUGAUGCUCUCCAUUUGCUGCAGGCUGAUCCCUCUAUUAAGAGAUUAGUGGUUUCACUAUCAUCUGAUAAAGCUAUUUGGGAUGCUGUCAUGAGCAAUGUGCUGCAUCACAAGGUCCUAGAGUUUCCUGAUUCAGUUGAAUGUAGCAGCAGGUCUCAGAUUUCUGAACAAAAAGAAUUCGGCAUACAUAUAUUAAGCUGGAUAUUGGAUAUCAUUAAACCAAAGAUUUUGGUACUGAUGGAAAGUUUCCAGUCACUUAUGAAUGAUGUAUUUCAAUUUCCUAGAAUGGAAAAUGCAACAGCAGAUGCAACGGAGCUGGAUGAAAAAGUAAGGUCGUCUUUGGUUCUCUCCAUUUUAAUCCUUUUGAUUGUAAUUAUGACUCGAUCCCAAAGGUUCUAAUCUUCGGAGAACGGACAACAGUACUUCAUUAUACAUAGAUUAUAAUAAUUUGGACAUUAGAUUCAUGUGCAAACUUUGACUGUUAUGUAAAAAUUUUGACUAAAACGAAAUGGCAUUACAUAAUCUGCUAUAUUAAGCUAGAUACUUAUGAUUAGCAUUUUGAUGUAGUAAUCAGCCUGAGAAAGCAUUCCACAAGGCAUAGGGUGUGU
Messenger RNA from Gastrolobium bilobum, 1034 nucleotides. RefSeq lists its product as uncharacterized. Bases 13 to 825 code for a protein of 270 amino acids. The transcript is spliced from 4 exons. The record is from RefSeq and is a predicted model, not a curated record. Lineage: Eukaryota; Viridiplantae; Streptophyta; Magnoliopsida; Fabales; Fabaceae.